AUGUUCGCAGACAUCACCAAGCCGCCAGCCCCGCUUCCCACCUCGGAGCUCACCACGCUGAGCAAGGGCAUGGUAUUGCUGCCUCCCCUUUCGCGGCGUGGCCAUGGGCCCGGCCUGAUCAUCCUGCACCGACACGCGGAAGAUCCGCUGGCCUUUUAUGAUGGAGCGCCGUCACCCUUGCUCAAAUGGGCGGAAGAGGGAUAUGCCGUUGUUCAACUGGAUCCCACCUCUUUCGAAGGCAGGCCAGCUGAGGAUGUGUUGCGCGAGGCUGUAGAAGCACUCGACCAGUGUUCAAGAUGCGAUCCAAAAGGCAACGUGGGCCUGGUGUCCUACGAGCCUGAUCUCUGGAACAAAGCAGCCCCAGCACUGGCCCAAGUCCCCCAGCUCAUUGCCGGCAUCACCUACAUUGAUGCAUCGGCCCUCGACAAUCUCGCGGCAGUCAAGAUCCCCACAUUGAACCAUGUAGCUGGACAGACUGCUCCGUCCGCUGCGUCUGCCAAGCAGUACCAAUAUCCCACGGCGAAAGGCUAUGGAUUUGCAACACCCGCCAGUGAGCAUUAUCACUACAUCACAGAAUCCAUAUCGCACACAAGGAGCCUCCAGUUUCUCAAGCCCCUCAUGAGCGGCCCUUAUUUCGACCUGGAAACGAUCUGGGAAGAACACACCUACUACGAAUUCGCUGACCGCUCUGUUGAGCAUACAAUGAGCACCAUGGUGCAAGAGCCUUACGUCAACCAUGUCCCCACGUUGACCGGCGGCAUUGGCCGACAGAAGUUGACAAACUUCUAUCGGCAAAAUUUCAUUUUCAACAACUCUGCCGACACUGAGUUGGAGCUCAUUAGCCGGACGCUAGGCAUCAACACAGUGGUCGAUGAGUUCAUCUUCAAAUUCACUCACGAUCGAGAGAUUGACUGGCUCAUCCCUGGAGUCCCUCCUACAGGACGAAAGGCAGAAGUCCCUUUCACAGCCGUGGUAAACAUCCGAGGGGAUAGGCUGUACCAUGAACACAUCUCGUGGGACCAGGGCACUGUCCUGAAGCAGCUUGGCCUGAUGCCCGAGUAUCUGCCUUUCCCGUACGACCUACCGGAUGCAAAAGCAGGCUCAUUCGAGUAUCGAGUCCCCGUCGCUGGGUCAGAGGGUGCGGAAAAGAUGAGGGACAGGAACAGCGUGCCAUCCAACGAAAUGUUCAAGUUUGAAGGAAGAAAAAAUGAGGACAAGUAA
Molecule: messenger RNA, 1221 nt
Organism: Fusarium vanettenii 77-13-4
Lineage: Eukaryota; Fungi; Ascomycota; Sordariomycetes; Hypocreales; Nectriaceae
Exons: 4
Coding region: 1-1221 (406 amino acids)
Biological process (GO): polyketide metabolic process
Source: RefSeq, a predicted model, not a curated record